CAUAAAGUAAAAAAGGGUCUUUCCUUCUGCGUCUACAUAGCAGUGUGACAUUAUGCGUACUUUCUAUAUAGUACAUAAAAAGCUAAGUAAGCAGUAAAAUACCUUUCCUUUUAAGUGUUUGAAGUACCAUCCACUGAAUGACCUUUUCCUUCUCCAUUCACAAAGAAACACGAAAUAACUAUUCUUAUUUCUGAAACCUGUGAUUAUACCAAUAGCUAUAACUCAGGCCCAUGAAGUCCUUUAAUAUAAAGAGCCAUGCUGGAGACUCAUUCCCUUAAAGAAAAGAACCCAGGAUGAUUGACCUGAAAUGACCUCUUCAUUUUUUAGUGAAAGGAGAUCUAAAUAUGGCAAACAUUUCCUUGUGCUACCGUCUCUUGAGGGACUACAUUUUCCCCAUAAGAAUCUCCUAUGAGAAAUAUUUAAAAAGAAAAAAAAAAAAAAGUUUAUUAGUUCUCCAGCAAACUAGCAAAAAGUCUACCAGAGCUAUCUGUUCAGAAAAUCUAUUUUAUUCUGUUUGUUAUUUCCAUUGCUUGGAUCACUUACAACAUUGAUCAUAUUUUCUGUUUCUGGGUCUUUAGGCAUGCAUUUAUCUUGUUGACCUAAGGAAUUAAAGAAUUACAAGAUUGCCACCAUAAAAAUGGUGUUAAAAUAACUAAAACUAGUUAUUAUUUUUAAAGAAACAAAAAUUCCUAUAUAUUUUUUUCUUUCAAUUUUUUUGAGAGGAAACUAAUCCAAGCAUCCAAACUGAUGUCAGAGGAUGAUUAUUAAAAAUUGUUCUUUUCUUUAGCUUUCAUUUUGGAGUGUUGAAAAAGUCUAUGCUCCUUCUCACAUCGCUCAAUACCUAUAGCUAGUGAUAAAGCUCAGGUCAAAGAAUUAUUGAUCUAGCUGGCCAGUAUAUUUCUUUGAGAGCACAGAAUAUAGAUUAAAAAAACACAAUUCAACCUGAAGCCCAACUGAAGAACUACAGAAACCAUGAAGCACUGAGCUUUCUGAAGAACUUCUGCUUUGUGGGAGAUCACGUGGUGCUUCAGUUUGUAGCUUUGAAAUUGUUCUCGAUUCUUUCCAUUGCAGAAAUCGCCACAUAUCUGUGAAUGAUCAGAACAAGGCAUCUUCAGUUAGUGACUGCAGACCAGUAUUCAUGUGCCGAUCUCUGGGUUUCUCAGUCACUAUUCUUGAAAUCCAUUAAUUAAGCAUACUUGGGCUUCUCAGAAAAGGUUCUUGUCAGUACCUCUCACCAUUCUGUUACUUAUGAUAUCUGACUCCGGUUGAAUUAACAGUGAACUUCAGGCUCUACAGUUUGUCAAAAUUCUCUUGUGGAGUGGUAGGAGGUGUCUUUCAUAGGAGCUGGAUUUUAAUAACUAUGAUAUUCAGUAUCUGAAUGCUGAAAAUGAUUGUGGGCCUUAAACUUUCAAAGCUACAUGAAAAAAAAAAAAGCUCUUAUCUUUUGUUUGUUUUUAUUUGACUGAUUCUUACCAUAAGAGGUCUGAACUUCUAUUGUUCUAAAAGCCUAGAGACUUAACUCUUAGGUGAUGAGUCUGUCAGAGUAUUAGAAUAAGAGAGAAGUAGCCAAUUCAGCAUAAAAAGUUGUACUUAGAAACGUAUGGAAGGAAGGAUCUAUAAAAUAUAGUGUUUCAAACUUGGUUAUGUGUAUUAUUUAAAACAAGAUUUUAUGUUUUGUUGCAUAAAAAUAAAAAAUUUGUGGUAUGCAGUAUUGGUGUAAGCAGUACAAUUUUCCAUAGCUUUUCCCAUCUCAGAGGUGAUGAAAUUCUGCUUUUUUCAGCUUUGUCCACUUUGCAUUUUCAAUAAUAAUUACAGGUUUUUACAUAGCAAUGAAACAUUUUGAACCAGGCUUCAAACAUAAUCACAAAAAUCACCAUUAACCAAAAGACCACUUGCAGUGUCAGCUUCACUGGCUUUCUAACAAGGAAUCUAUUUAUCCUUUCUGCCAUACUGUAUGGUAACAUGAUAACUAUUCAUGGCUCACUACUUAUUAAGAUUUCAUUGGACAACAUAUUGUCAUAAACCAUUAUUUUAAAAUCAUUAUUACGAAAAAAAUCAAGUAGCACAUCUGUGAUGUUAGCUAGCUGUUUUGACAAUGAGGAAUUAUGAAGUCAAACCAAAAUUGAACUACAUAAUGUUAAACCAAGACUAACUUCAUACUUCUAUGUGGAAAUUUUAUUUAAAAAUGUAGGGAUUCAUGGCUGACCUAUAGAUGAUCUAUUUAUUGUCAUUUAUAAAUGUCUUUUGUUUAUUAAAUUACAUAAAACAUGCAGCUUUAUUCUUGACAGACUUCACAAGACAGGAGAGGUUUCUUCCCAAACUGUAGGUGUUAUUUAAGAAGAAUCAGAGCGCUAAGUUAUUUCUUAAUAUCAGUUUGAUUAGCUCUCUAACACUUAUGAUUCCAUUCCACACUGGGAUACAACUCCCCAGGACGCAAACCAAAGUGCACUUCUCCAAACUUCACUUAUUUUAUACAUCAUAAAAAGUCAAUUUUAUUUAUGUAAUUACUGUAACUGUACCACAUCAAGAUGUAAUGAGGAAAUACCACGAGCUAUGAAAUGCCAUCCCCUUCUGUAUUUAAUGAAGGAACUUUAAAUAGUAAACUGCAGCAGAUUGUUUUUGUAAGACUGCAGGUAUCUUCCCUUCCUCUGAAGUAGGGAUAACAUCCUGCUGCAGUGCUCUUUUCUAACUGGUUCUGAAUCUUUUGCAGAAUAAUUUAAAAUCAUAUAGUGGGAAUAUCUCAAUACCCCAAUACUUCUGCCUCUAAAAUGAAGCUAUCAUUAAUAAAUUUGAUUUAUUGUUAUCUUAGGAAGACUAGGUGGCAUUUCACCAGUGUGUCAGUAAUGCCCCUGGUCUCUGGUCUUUGUUACUAAUUAUCCUUAAGUAUAUACCUUUUUCUAGACUUCCCAUUUAGUUUUGCUGGGAUGUUUAAAAACAAAAAGGUUUUGGUAUAUAUAUAUUUGUUGUUUUAAUUGUAGAGCUAUAAAGACCUAAGUCAAGAAAAGCCUCCCUUAAGUAAUACACAGGAGCUGGUUUAUAAAGUAACUAAAGUUCAACCACUAAGUAAUAGUGACCACAGUAUAAUUAACUUCAACAUCCUCAGGGGAGAGAUUGUACAAAAAAAAAAAAAAAAGAGGAAGCUAGUUAAAAAGACCCUAAAGUCAAAAGUUAGGAAAUUAAAAUCCUUAGACUCAGCAUGGAGGCUACUUGAGCAACCAUAACAGAGUAAUAGAAAGCAUGCAUAAUCCUAAACAAAAAAGGAAGCUGAUAAGCAAAAAUGAAUGAGGUAGAUACAGGAAGGUUCAAGAAGUUAGUAUAGUCAAACUUAUAUUUUUUCUCAACGUUGAAAUUUAACUUUUGAAGUCAAUAGGGAUAAAAUAGUGUGGCUAAGAUACACAGUGAAGAUUAGAAGGAUGACAGAGGAUUUGAGGAGCAGAUAGCCUGACAUGAAAACAAGAUUUUUUCAAGUACUAAGAAGCAGAAAGCCUGCAAGAGAUUUUGUAAGUCCAGUGGACUAUAUGGUAGAAAAGUGAGAAAGCUAAUGAGAAUACAGAGAGUGAAGUAAAUUGUUUGCAUCAGUAUUUUACAUAAAAUUUAAGCAAAAUAGAUCUACCAGAGUUCCUCCUGUUAGGCAAUGUGGAGGAGGAUUUGUCAACCACAAAAAAUAAAAGAAGAUGUGCUGGAACACAUUCACAGAUUAAAUUAAAAAACCACCUCCUAAGACUAGAGAAUAAGUGCCGAGGGAUCUCAAAAACUUACCAACAGGAAUAUGCAACCUGUUUAAAAUCAGCAUGUCUACUAAAGGACUGGAGAGCAAUUACCCUCUAUAGAAGAUGAAGAGUGGUUCUGGGAAUGUCAACAUGGAGAUCUGUGUAUGUCAGUAAUAAGAAACAGUAACAGCUGCACAUCACUUAGAUUACGAUGAUAUGGUCAGAGUUUGAAUUUGAAUGUUUUAAAAUUUACUGUUUCCAACUAAAAAACUGUCAGCAAGUAGGAGAAUAAAAGGUAAAUUUUCAACAGACCAAAAAUUCGUGGGGGGGAAAGAGGGAUGGCUUCAAAUAUACCUCAAUCAUUCAUUGACAUUAAAAUAUCUGUUAAUUAUAAAAAAGUGGGAAUAAACACCGAUGUUACACAAAUGCAAUGUGUGUUCAAGAGCAUAUCUCCCUCAAAUUUGCAUUAUCCAUGCAAAAUGUGUUAAAUUUUAAAAUAGCCACAAACAUUACAUUAACUAUGAUGAGUUUUUAAAUGUACAGUUCCAUCUCUAAUGUUGGACUCAAUUCUCACCUUCUCAGUCUAAAAAGAUGCAGUGGAUAUAAAUAUUCCCACAGAUAUUCCAGAGACGCAAUAUUAAUCAAGCUAUUAAACACAUAAUUCCAGUUGAAAGAUAAUGUAAAAUGUUUAUAUUAAUUGAGAAAGUUUACCCAAGUAAAUAUGUAAGCUAUUACAGAAGCAGAUACUACAGAUAAGCUGCUUCUCAUCCUAUGCAAAAGCAAUGAGAUGCCCAAUCCAAUGGGAAGCAGGUAAUCAAGAAUUGUUUUCAGUUCUCUGUUAGCACUGCUUGUAAAUGGCCCAUGAAUUCUGUGACUCAGAUAUCAUAAAAUCCAAACAUUUAUAAAUAUCUUAAAAGUAACUAGAAAUUUAUUAUCAGAAUAUAUCUGAUUGUAUUACUUGAUGUGAACAAUUUAAGAGAUGCAUACACUAGCAGUGUACAGUAUGAAUCUCACCUAACUUCAGGUGUGCAAUAUUAAAGAACCAGAACAGUCUAGGCUAGUUGUCUAGACUUUCUGUUAUUAGCAGAAAGAAACAGAUGGCCUGGGACCUUACCCUAAAAUGAAUGCAAGUGCUUUUUUUUCUCUGUUGGAUAGAGUGCUGAGAUCACUUAAUUUUAGGACACGAAGUACGAAGAGAAAUGAGCCAUGUCCUGACUACCUGGAAUUAAGGAGCUUUUCUCCUGGAAAACAUUCUGGGGAUUCAGAUAAUCAUUUAUGGGGACAGGCCAUUGUAUUAGACAGACUAUUUGUUUAAGAUUCCAUUUUAGACAGUCAAAUGUAGUCUGUCUGCAUUGCAAUGUUUGAGGGAAUCAGCAAAGUAACCAGGAAAAUUAUGGGAUUUUAAAAGUAGAUCUGUAAGAGACUGAUGUCUUUGCAUGGACUCAAAUGAUUUACGUGAUAAACAAAAGCUGUUGGAAAGAAACCCCAAGGAUGGUAGGAGAUGACUAGUGAUGACAGACUUUCCCCAACAAUUGUGUUCCAUAUAAUAUAUUUUGUGAUCAGUCUAUAAACUCCUAAAUCACUUUUGGAUCCUUGGGCUUUAUCAGAGAGGGAAACUUACUGUUUUGCAGUGUUGAAACUUCUUAAUGUUGUAAAUUUUAUGUUUUUUGUGCAAGGUGACAUAAUAAAAUUGCCAAAUUAGGACUGCCAGUGUCUUGUGUUUAAAAGUGGAAAAAUAGAAAAGCCAAUAGUAAAUCCAGUGCUUUACUGAAAUAAAUCAUGCCAAAGUGAAAAACAUCUGGUCAUAAGGAAAAGCACAUUGCUCAAGUUGGCAUAAUAUUUUUUUCAUAUCUAUGAGGGAUCCUGGAAUUCAAAAUAGUUCUGUUCCUUUGCCAACAUUAUGAUCUCUUACACUGUUGUACUGCAAAGUUACAGCCUGAUACAGUUUGAGAUCUUUCUAAUUCUAAAGAAUCUCUCCUACUCAGUUACUUUCAGUCUGAGCUUAAAUAAUGUUUAAUGUGUUGCUGUAAUAAAUCACUGGUUAGCCAUCAAAUUGUUGUGCAUGAAAACAAGGAAGUAUACCCACCUGGUUUUUGGGUUUCUUUGUUUUGUUUUGAUUUGAUUUGGUUUGUUUGAUUUUAAUAGGUCUAUAAUGAUUAAUUUGUUUUAUGUACUUACACAAACUGUCCUACUUAGAAACUAUCACCGAAGUAGUACCUAAGAGUCUUAACUAUAUAUGGUAUAGACUUGUAUGGUAAAGAUGAGAAUUACUCCAGUUAUUCCAAUUUCACCCUCUUUUGUGUUUUAUCAUUCAGAAUUACUGUCUGAAUUCUCAUUUUUGUCUUCUUGUCCUUGAUUUGCAUGACCCCAUUCUUGGUUCUUCUAUGGCAUCUCUUCAUCAUUUCUUCUCCUUCACAUCCCCAGCUUCCUGAAGGUAUUUAGCAGACCUAUCUUUUUACUGCCUUCUCUCCCAUCCUACUAAAUCUUAUUUUGGUGUGAUGUCAUCACUGUAUUACCUACUGUCAGAUCUACUUAUUUAUUCCUAACCUGCCUCUUCUUAUCCAAACUAAAAUCUCACCUUGUCUUCUUGGAAGCUCUUCAUAAGUACCUAACCACCCUCCUUGCAUGGGGCUAAAGAGAAUGUGAAUCUUUCCUUUUCAGCAAGUUGUCCACUAUUUGUAAUCACUGUGCACAUUCAGGUUCAUAACCAUGUAUGAUCAAUGCUUUUGUUUUGAAAAUAUGUUCUGCUUGAGCAAUGUCCAAAACUCCUUGAGUAUGAGAAGAAACAAAAAAGAAAAGGAAAAAGGAACAUGGAGAUAAAAUAUGAAAGAAGCAUAAAGAUAUAUAUCAAGAAACAUCAAUACUGAAGUAUUCUAGCUUCAGAGAAGAUAAAGCAUUAGUAAAGAAAAAGCAACCUUCUUCUACACUGACCCCCUGGUGUGCUUUAACUGUGACCUCAAGAAGCCAUAUCUAGAUAGGAGAGGGAGUUCAGUUUCCAAGGCCCAUUCAAUUGUAAGCUCCUCUGCAAAGUCUCCCAACAUGGGGUCCAAUUAGUGCCUCUUGUAUUGGUGAAUUUUUUUUUAGUGAUCUGCUGAAAGCAAUUGGAAUAAGAUUCGCAGAGUAACUUUAGACAGGCUACUAUAUGGCUACAGAGCUCUCUAUCAUUUUCAUUCAAGGUAGAUUUUUACUGAAGUCAGUAGGAGUUUUUGACUAAGCAAUGUGGGAUCAGGUCCAUCCUUUUGCUAAUUUUUUAUCCUUGCCUGAUUCCUAUUUCUGCCAUCCAUGUUGCAGACUGUAUUAGUUUUUCUGUAAAUUAGAAGUAGUAAUAUUAACUACUUCUGUUAAGUGCUUAUGGUUUUAUCAGUGAAAAAAAGGCAAUAUAUAAUUUCUUGAAUUACCUACCUUCACUGAGUUAGUAGAGUCUGUGUAAAUCAUUCUAAAUUAGGGUCUUGAGAAACGUUGAGUCCCAAGUUAAGCUUCAUAAAUGCUGGAAAGAUACAGAAAAGAAACUAACUAUAAAGUCCAUCAGCUAGAAGUUUUCCAAACAACAACAAAAUGAUGUUAAUUAUUCAAAGAAAUCAAAUCACAUUAACCCUGAGUUCAAGUUGUGAAACCAUGAUCAUUUUCCAUUGGUACGACCCAAAAAUCUAUACAUAUGGAAAGAGAAGGAAAGAAGAAAACUGAGCUGAAGUUAUCCUCCUGCUCAGAGGGCACUGGGUUACCUUGACUGGAACAGGUUGCCCAAGGAGACUGUGAAUGCCCCAUCCCUAGAUGCAUCCAAGGCCAGGCUGGAUGUGGCUCUGGGCAGCCUGGUCUGGUGGUUGGUGAACCUGCCCGUGACAAGAGGGUUGAAGCUAGAUGAUCUUUGAGGUCCUUUUCAACCCAGGCCAUUCUAUGAUAUGAUAUGAUUCUAUGAUUCUAUGACUGUUUCUUAUCCACGAUAAUAAAAACUAAACUAAAAAACGUGUAAUUUUAUAAUAUGCUUGAGCUAGAGCAUAUUAAUUAUUAGACUAUUACUACGUAAUUGGGUCUGACUGCUGUUUAAAAUACAGUAGAAAGGAUUAGCAUUGUAAAAUGUUGACUGGAUAUGUUACGAUUCUAAAACAAGGCAGACAGCCUUUGUGCUGGUCAGUAUUUUAAGCUGAAUUAUACUGUUUGACUGAUACAACACAGGGAGGAAUGUUUAAAAGAAGCCAACAACACUCACACAGGAAAAGAAAAACACCACUGUCUGCAGUUCAGAAACUAAUAAUGCUGUCCUAUAAAAUAAUCAUCUAGUUCAGUCUAAGUAAACACAACCAAGAAUCACAUCCACUGCUUGUAUUUUACACUUAGCUACUCUCUCAUAUCAGAUGAAGAGGUACCACAAAGUCUAUUUUAAGAAGAAUUGCUUCUUUCUAUGUAAAUUCCUGCUCACCAGUGAUUACUGACAAACAGUCCACUGGGGAGGCUGAAAUAAUUAAAUAAACCAUUUAGAAGCCGAUGUAGAAACAGUGAUUGCUCUAGCUCAGCUCACCAGGCUCUUAAGAUACAGAGCUCCUUGCCAGCUUAACAACAGAUUUGGAAAUACCUGGAGUUUCCCACACCUGUAAUAAGCUAGUAAGGUCAGAAGUGGUAAAUGGUGGAAAGACAUUUAGUAAAGAACAGCUUCUGUUACUAAUCCAAGCGUUGUCCCUGCGCUGCAGGUAUAGCAAGAGGACUAUAAUCAGUAUGUUGUGCUAGCGUAAUGUGUACCUAUUUAAUGCAACGAUACCAACUUCAGUGACUUGCUUUGAAACUAAUACUUCCAGUAACUUUUUGAACUGAGUCCUUCUUAUCUCUGAAUUUCUGUUGUUUUUGUUUGCUUGUUUGCUUAUUUGUUUGUUUUUCUAAUCUCUGACCUGCUGGUUGCUAAAUAAAAUAGCCCUUCACUGUUGCUGACACAGUGGUUGCAGGGCUUACUAAAUACCUAUGGUAUUUGCAUUUUCACUUAAUCGAACUGCAAUACAUAGAUAGAUUCAGUCCAGAAAAUGGUAUACAAUUUCCUCUUUCUCUCUUCCUUUCACCUAAUAGCAGAGAGGCACCAGAGGGUUACACGGGGAUGUGUGUUACAGGCUGCCUGCAGGACCCUAGCGGACUAGGCUGUAUUUAAUGAGCGCGUCUUCACUGACAGAUUCAUUAUUUGUGUUCGGUCGCUUCAAGUCAAAACUGAUUAGUUACACUUACUGCAGCAAAGAUUUAAUGAUUUUAUUGUUUAUCUUCAAUUUAUUUUGAUUAACAUCUCCGUUCUUUUCAUUGCAAGUGCAAUUAGGUGUAAUAUAACAGCUACUACUUUAAUUUUGCUGAAAUUAAGAUGAAUAAGUGACGGAUUAUGGCACUUUGUUUAGCAAAUAAAUCAUAGUUAAGAGGACUGUAUUAGUAAUAAAUGCAAAAACAGACAAUCUAAUUAAAAUGCGUGGAGCUUAUAGUUUGAGUUUCCAGAAAUGUAAUGAAUUUUCAUUGUAGAAAUCAACUAGAUUUUGGUGUACUAUUUAAUUAUUGACAGCAAGAUGUGAGAAAGGUGCGUUAUUCUGUAAAUCAUCUUAAUUUCUCGUAUUAUGUUGGUAGAAGGUUGGUACAGGCAAUGAAAUGGAGGCAUACAUUUAAAUUUUUCUGAGUGCUCAGAUUAUGUUUUCAGGAAAUACUGCAAUUAGGGUAUAGCUAAAAAGAGACUAAGAGUCUAAAAUGAGGAAAAAACUCAUUAGUUCAAUUCUCACACGUUCAGACUUCAGCAUUUUUUGCAGCAGAUUAAUAUUCUCCAAGUCCCAGUCACGAUUUUCCUUUAAGUUCAUAAGAUUCAAUUCACUGCCACACAGCAAAAGCCUCAAGACAUGUAAGAUGGAAGAAGGAACUAACAUGAAGAAAACUGAACCCAACAAACAGUGAGCAAAUCAAGAUUGCUCUACACAAGCAUCCCCAAAUCAUGGGGCAAGUAGCAGGGCAGCAAUCCUGGAGCCAGCUUACUGUGGGGGUCAUAUGGGCUUAACUUCUGAUUGAGGAGAACCAAGAGGAAAACGAACCCUUCAGAAUCAGAAACUUUAUCCCUCUGAUGUUUAAAAGACCUUGUAUUUGACAGGACAGCUUUGAAGAUAAAGACCGAAGCACUCUCCAGCUACAGGCUGUUCAGCACCCCACACUGCUAUGUACUAUGUGCACUUCACUUCAGUUUCUCAGAGUUCAGUCAUAUUAGAAAGGAGAUAGUGGAGACAUUUUUUAGUAUAUUGUACUAUGUUUUUGAGGCUUCUGUAUCUUGCCCAAGCUCUCUUUACAGAGCCUGGAAGAGCUCAGCUCCAUUCUACACAUCCCCAUCAUCAUUCCUUCCCACUGUACUCUGUUAGACUGGCCUGUUGCUCUUGGCUGGCCAACGUGCAAAUUGGUUAACAAAAAUAUGCUGACACCCUUGACAUUUGAGAUAUCUCUAAACUAAGAGGCUACCGCUAAAGACAAGAGAGGGAGGACAAGGUCCUUUUUUUUUUUUUUUCCUCCAUAUAGGAGAAUUCUAUCCCAGGGAUUACAGUUAGUGAGGACUAGGAGCAAUAUAUGCUCUUUAAGACCCUAUUUUGAAAUUUUUCCCCUUCCCAUUAGGGGCUGGGAGGAUGGGGAGAGAAAAAGAAAAGGAGAAUGCUAUCCGUAAGAUCACAAAGCCUGCAAGAGAAUACUUUGUUCUUCCUAAACUUUUAAAGUGAUCUUCUUAUAUUAUUGAUUCUUUUUUUUUUUUAACACUUUAAAGAUUACACAAUGUCCAGAUGAAAGCCAUUAUUGAAAGAAGUAUUUAUUAUGAUUCAGUAGUAAUUUUUUAUUUGUUGCUCUACCUUAUUUUGGACUUCAUCACUAUAUAGUCCUCAAAAGACAGAAUUUCAGUGGCAAUACAAAUGUUUUUCAGCUAACAAUAUGCUUCAUGGAUUUAAAAGAGACUUAAAUAUCAUUUUUUAGCAAAUGCCUGGGUGGGGGGGAAAGCCAAAUGAAAAAUAAUUCCUGUCCUAUGGGUGUAGUGGGGGAAAAAAAAAAGAGAGAAACAUUACUGAAUUCAUUUUUACUAGCAUGAAGUAAAUAAAGGGAAGAAGGAGGUGCACUGAGGAGAUACUGAAGACUCCUUCCUUUUUUCCUGACUAUAUUGAUCAGAUUUGCUAAUUCCAUUAAAACAGGUAUCUACUCCUACGCGUAUAAAAUCAAACAAAUAAAUCUAGUGGCUUUUAGCAAGGCAAUAUAUGAACUUAUUUAUAAGCGUUUCUGUGUGUUACAAUCCCUCUUCUAAUAUUACUUUUUAAUAUUUGAUAAAUAAAUAGAUGUUUGAGAAAGACUGAGCAAGAGAGAGAAAGAGAGGAAACAAUGCUAAUGACCAAACCAACCUGUAAAAAGCAGCCUGUUCUGACUGGAGCCCCAGCCAUCAGCUGAGUGUCAUGUAGAGAGGCAGGAAGAGCCGGGGGAGGCUGUGGAGGGGUUGGCAAACUGGAGACUGGCAGCAUCAUUGGUUUGAACAGGCCGUGAUUGAUUUGUCACCGGAGGCCCAUUUGACUGGGCAAAAAGCCCUUCUGAUCUCAAUCUCUCUCUGUCUCCUUAUCUCUACUAUCCCUUUCUCCUUCUCUACAUUUUGACACUGGCACAGCAGUUGGGCAAGGGGACUCAAGUUGUGGCCGACAGAGAGCAAAAGGGUUGAAGGUCACUGCUGCCGAAAACAUAUAACGACAGACAAGAGAGAUCCAGCUCAUCAUACUUCUCAUUUUCUAUCUUGCCUUUACAUCUCCAGAGGUUUACAAAGCCCCAAAUACACAUACAGACAAAUACACAAACACACCAUUCCCCACGCAGAAACACAUAACCAAAGCCUCUGUCCUUCCCUUUUCCUCUCUCUCCCCCUCUCUCUCACACAUACUCACGCACACACACACGCACACAUUCUCUCCCCACCCCUUCCACCUUCUUGUUAUCUGUGGCUGGGAGAAACAUCUAGAUCUACAAAUAUUAAUUACAAAGGACAACAAAAGCCUGCCCAGCCUCCUGCCAGCUGGGCCAGAGCGUAAAGCCUGGGACUGCACCUGGGGCAAUGAGCCCUGCGCUGAAGAAGCCUCCCGGAGGGAUGCGCUGGGGCCGUGCAACAGCCUAGCUCGGCGUCCCGGAGCGCGCAGCGCCGCUCGGCCCUUCUCCCUCGUCCCCUCCGCCCGCCUGCUUUGCACCCCGUCCCCUUGAAACCUCGGAUCAGAGCCUGCGUCCCGCUCCGGAGAUCUCUGCCGACUGGAGAGCCCGGAGCCCGAGGAGAGACGGGGCGGCCGUGCUAGAUGCAUGGGGGAGGGCUCCGCUUAAUGCAAGUUCUGGGCUCCUGCAGGGACCCCGACAACUGUCAGCAGCAGCAACAACUCGGGGCCUCCUCCUCGUCUUCCUCAGCGAUGCUUUUCCACAGCCUGUCCGGCUCGGAGAUGCACGGUGUCAUCGACGAGAUGGAUCGGAGAACCAAAACCGAAGCAGCGGCCAUCAGCUCGGCUAUAGACAGGGGAGAGACCGAAACGCAGACCAUGCCUUCCAUCAGCAGUGACCGGGCUGCCUUGUGCGCCGGCUGCGGGGGAAAAAUCUCCGACCGUUAUUACCUCCUGGCUGUGGACAAACAGUGGCACAUGCGCUGCCUGAAGUGCUGUGAAUGUAAACUCAACCUGGAGUCCGAGCUCACCUGCUUCAGCAAGGACGGCAGCAUUUACUGCAAGGAGGAUUACUACAGGAGAUUUUCGGUGCAGAGAUGUGCGAGAUGUCACCUGGGGAUUUCUGCCUCUGAAAUGGUCAUGAGGGCCAGGGAUUUGGUAUAUCACUUAAAUUGCUUCACUUGCACCACUUGCAACAAGAUGCUGACCACCGGCGACCACUUCGGCAUGAAGGACAAUCUGGUGUAUUGCCGCCUCCAUUUCGAGACUCUCAUCCAAGGGGAGUACCAGGUGCAUUUCAAUCACUCGGAUGUAGCUGCUGGGAAGGGCCCAGCGUUGGGUGCGGGCUCUGCUAAUACUUUGGGACUGCCUUAUUAUAACGGCGUGGGGACUGUCCAGAAGGGGAGACCCAGGAAAAGGAAGAGCCCAGGGCCUGGGGCAGAUCUGGCAGCCUACAACGCAGCUUUAAGCUGCAAUGAAAACGAUGGUGACCACCUGGAUAGAGACCAGCAAUACCCCAGCAAUCAAAAAACAAAGCGUAUGAGGACAUCAUUCAAACACCACCAGUUGCGGACAAUGAAGUCAUACUUUGCUAUUAACCACAAUCCUGAUGCCAAGGACUUGAAACAGCUAGCUCAGAAAACUGGCCUGACCAAAAGAGUUCUUCAGGUUUGGUUUCAAAAUGCUCGAGCCAAAUUCAGACGGAACCUCUUACGUCAAGAAAACACAGGGGUGGAUAAGACUUCAGAUUCAACACUCCAAGCAGGGACCCCAUCAGGUCCUGCAUCAGAAAUAUCCAAUGCCUCCAUGAGUCCAUCCAGCACUCCCACUACUUUAACGGACUUGACUAAUCCUACUAUGCCUACUGUGACAUCUGUCUUGACGUCAGUGCCCGGAAGUCUUGAGGUCCAUGAAUCCCGAAGUCCUUCACAGACAACUCUCACAAAUCUUUUCUGAUGACUCUUUCUUAAUAAUUUCUUUAAAAAAGAAAUUAUUCUUAGUUGAAAUUCCAAGUGUAUUUUAAUAGAGGCUUUGAGCAACUGACUAACCACCAUUAGGAUCUCUCCUAAGAAAACAGAAGGAAAUGUAGUGUUCUGGUAUUACAGAGUAUGGACUGAAGAAUAACUUGGAAGAUCUAUUGCAACACAACAUUUGUGUAACUGUACAGUUUUGUGGACUGAGCAAGGGAAACAGCAAUUAAUUUAAGUUGGCUAAAGCUUCUGUAUUUUCAAAGACUGCCAUGUGCCUUAUACACUGUUUUAUCUACAUACUUUGAAUUCCAUGUCCACUUCUCUCUUUUUCUCUCUGUAUAUUUAUGACCAGGGCAAAAAUGCUAAGAGUUUGUUACUUUGAAUAGUCCUAAGCCUUUCAUUGGUUGCUUUGUUGUUUUAGAAGUUUAAAGUCAAAGUCUGUUUGAAUACCAGAAUUUGUAAAAUCUAACCAAUAAUAAAACCACUUAUGAAAACUACUUCGUAAUGGCUACAGUUACGUCUAACGUGAGUUUCACAAUCAAGAUAGGCUGAUUGUAUUUAAAAGGAUUAGAAAAUUGCACUUCAAACAUGAUAUCUGCCUAGAAUAACUCUAAUGUGAUGUAUACAUUCCUCCUGUUCCUAAAGUAUAUAUGGGUGAGAAGUCUGCCUUGUGCAACAGUCUAGCUAUUUUCAGUGUAGAGAAAUAAAUAACUGUUAGUUGCAGAUAGAAAUCGUCAGAUAAUAUUAAAAUUCAAACAGACAAAAUAUACUUAAUUUUGUUGUGUGAGAAAAGCUUGACGUCAGCUGGCAUUUAUGAAAGCAGUCUUGCUUCAGCACAAGAGAUGGCUUGUCCCCUUGCACAGCGGAGGCAGGCGAGGUACCUGAUGGCCGUGCGGCCAUGAGUGCUCUGCUGCAGAGGUGGCAUUAGAUGAUAUUUUCCCUAAGAAAAAGACAGAAGUAUUUCAGGUAAUUUUACAAAAUUGGUGGGCAAAAAUGAGCAAAACUAUGUUUUACAAUUUUUUUUUUUAAUGCUUUGAAGGAAUAAAAAGCCAAGGAAGAAUAUUACAUUAUCAAUACCAAUAGAAGUGAUUAUUCCUUUAACUAUUAUGGACCUCUCAAUAUGGCUGAAUUCAUUUGCCAGAAGAAAAAAAAAAGCAGAAUAUAAAGAUGCUCCUCUGUAAUUAAAGAAAUACCUCAUGAAAGUUUAAAUAUGUGUAAGAAUGAGUAUAUACUCUACUGUUUGCCCAGUAGUUCUAUAGACUUUGAGUUGCACAUGCCAUGUGUGUGGUUAUUCCUUUUCAAACCCGCUGCAGCCCGGCUGUUUCAGUCAGUGUUACGUGGCUCUCUAAGGCUAACCCGUCAUUCCCAUUGGAACAAAGCUGCUAAAAGAUUAUUUCAAAUAAACAGCAAGAUAGGUGCCAGGGUUUGUGUUCUUUGCCCUUUUCAGAGCACUGAAGAUGAUUUAUUGGGCCAGACCUUUUGGUAACAAUAUUUUGGUUUUAAACGCUCUGUAUUUAUUCAGCUUUCUCAGCUGAAAAUUUGCCAUUCUUGUGCAAGCCACAUUCCUUUCAAGCUUGAUAAGAGAUCUCAGAGAAGGAGGACUGUGGGAUAGAAGCGCUGACAUAAUCAGGUCAUUUAUUAACCUUUUUUCACGCUUUUGCUUAAAAAUAUUCAGGUGAGUUAUCUGAAAGGCAAGAUAGUCCUAAAAAUCACAACUAGCUUAGAUCUGUGAAGGGGAUUACGUUCCGCUCCCUAAAACUAAUGGACUAGCAUAGCUCUUUAUGUUCAUGCACAGUGAUGGAACACUUUAAAAGCUAAUUCAGGUUUAAUUAUUCACCUUUACAGGUUUGUCCGAGGCAUUUUUUUUCUCGUAAUAGAAAUGUCUAAUAAGUAAAUUGUACUGGUUAUGAACUGUAAAAGAGAACAUAUCUGCCUUUUGAAGAUAUUCAGGCACAGAGAUUCUGCUGUGUGUAAUGUUUUGCUCAUUGUCAAUUACCUUGGAGAUUCUUAUUUUUAUUUUUGACAUGCUUAGCUGUUUCUUUUCUUGAUUUAAAAGGCAAUGUUGGUCCAAUGUUAAAUGGAUACAGCCCUUAAUUAGAAACACUGUGUGUUAACCUGUAAGAAGUUUUAAAAAACAGAAUCCUGAAUUUGUAAGUGCUGUGGCUCAUAUAGCAGACAACAGUUCCAAUGGUUCUUAUUUGUGACCUUGUGUUUUAACUACCUGAAUCCGCAGGCUGGAAAUACCUUUCAAAAUAAUUCUCAAUAUUGCCUUUUCAAACGACUGAAAUUUAUGAAGGGGAAUCCUCUAGUGUUAAUAUUACCUGAAACCUAUAGGAGACAAUUAGAUAAAUUGUCCAGUUUAAUCAAAUCAGGGAUUUUGCAUAUAAAUAAGAGACAAUAUUCUACGUAGGGUCUUUAUGUAGGUGCAUUAGGAUUCACUCACUGGCUCCAAUGACCUAUGUUGUCCCCAUGAUUGUUUCAAUCCUGUGGUAUUGUUUGGUUGUUUAGAGCUUGUUGGUUUUGAAUGCUGUACAUUUUUUUACUACUGCAAUCCUAAUGUUUCUUCACAUACUUGUACAGUUCCACAUUUGAUGUAAUAGUCUGAAAUUCUGUUAAAAACAUGAACAAAAAAUGGAAAUGAUAUUUCUUUGGAAGUGUAUUUUUACUGUAUAUCUAAUUUGAUCUAGUUGAACAUAAUUCUUUACAUUUUGCAUGAUAGGUGUGUAGUUCAUUUUUUAAAUAUGAAAGAGACUAAAGAGUAACUUAGAAUGAGAAUAUAAUGAAACCUAUAUAUGGAAAAUACAUACAAUGAUUUGCUACCUUUUGACUCAAGAAACUUUUUGAAAUACAUUUUAUCUAGUUUAUUUAAGAUAAUGCAGAUAUUUUGUCUUUGAGUUCAUACACAAUAAAGAGUAAAAAAGGAGAACACACGUUAGAAAAAAUGUCAAGUCACCUUGGUACCCGGCAGCAUACUGGAUUGUUCUUGUCAAGCAAAGAAAGAAUAUUUGAUCUUAAGAAUGCUGAAUAGACAUACUUUGAUAUACAGUACAGAGGGACGAUAUCACUGUAAGUGAUAUGUAAUCAUUGAAUGAGAGAAUGGUUUGGGUUGGAAAGGACCUUAAAGCUCAUUUAGUUCCAACCCUCUGUCACAGGCAGGGACGCUUCCCUUCAGGUCGCGCUGCCCAGGGCCCCAUCCAGCCUGCCCUCAAACACCAGCAGGGCUGAGCACCCACAGCUUCCUUGGGCAGCGAUGCAGUUCAGAGUUACAUUUCACAAAACUUGUUUCUUCGCUCAUAUUGUCCAAAUCUGGAGAGAAUGCUAAGGAUCAUUAUACGAACGAUGCUGAAUACUUGCUCCAGAAGCAAAAGUGAAUUGAUAGAAGGUACUAUAGACUGCAAAUGUGCCUCUAGAGUAUUUUGUUUUCCAAACUAUAAUUUCUUACUGUUAGGAACGCAUUUAGAGCACUUUCUUAUAAUUCUGCUAUUUUUUUCCCCAUUACAAUGUAAAGAUUAAAACGUAGUCAGCUGUAGUAGCCACCUCAUUUGAUCAGAAGAAAAAGAGCAACAACGAAAUAAAAAGGAAAAAACAGGCUUCAGAAUUAGGCACGAUGGCAGCAAAGGCAUCGGGUGAUGAAGUGAAGUUCCAAGUGUACGUGCUUAUGGGCUUCAUAGUGACUUCAUAACGCUUGGAAGGAGAGAUGUUUAUUGAAUGCAGUGAAUUACAAUGUAUCCCUUCUCAAUAAGGAGGUUUUAGCCAUUUACAUCAUUCCUGGUAGUCAUUAUUUUAUCCACAAUGAAUAUGGAAAAUGUUGUUUUUUUUUUUUUUUUUUUUUUUUUUUUUGGAAGUGUAUUUAACACUUUGGGAGAGCUAAUAUCCAUAGUAAAACGACUGGCAAAAUGAUGGUCUGUGCAUUUUCCAGGCCACUUUGACCUGCAUUUGAAAAAGCUACAGAGUGAAAUACAUGUGUGAGGUGCCCAGUUUGCAUCAGCUGCCAGGGUUUGGUUGUGUGUGAAAUGCUCAUGCAUCUACAACUUGGUGCAUACAGUUUAUGCAGUUGCCAGCUGUAUACAUUUCUGCUUUCCUAGUUUUCAAUAUUACAUCUUCCUUUCCAGACCUACCAGCCCUUUUUGUUUUGUUCUGCAAGUGAGUUGACUGUAUCUCUGCUUACUCCCAUACUUGAAAUCAUUAUUCCUGAGCCUGCAGCAUCUUUGUUUAAAACCUACAUGAGGCAAACCACGCCAGUUGUUCACACACCCAUACAUUGCACUUCAGGCUGGUCAGUCACUGGUACCAUACCUCACCACCAGCACAGACAGCACGGGCUAUUCAUAGCACA
This is a messenger RNA of Gallus gallus (chicken), 17665 nucleotides long. RefSeq names its product LIM homeobox 2 (gene LHX2). The transcript has 6 exons. The record is from RefSeq and is a predicted model, not a curated record. Gene Ontology annotation, molecular function: DNA-binding transcription factor activity, RNA polymerase II-specific; RNA polymerase II transcription regulatory region sequence-specific DNA binding. NCBI's taxonomy places the organism in Eukaryota, Metazoa, Chordata, Aves, Galliformes, Phasianidae. The coding region runs from base 12005 to 13315 and encodes 436 amino acids. Gene Ontology annotation, cellular component: nucleus. Gene Ontology annotation, biological process: neuron differentiation; regulation of transcription by RNA polymerase II.